Messenger RNA from Protopolystoma xenopodis, 443 nucleotides. The record is from the annotation of a GenBank genome assembly. Lineage: Eukaryota; Metazoa; Platyhelminthes; Monogenea; Polystomatidea; Polystomatidae.
CUCUUCUGGAACAAUCAAUCUACUUGGUCUGGCGACUGACGUGCGUCGCUCUCUCAAACUUCAGUGGACCAGGUAGAUUUGAUUCGGGUACACAACAGCCAGUUCCAAUUGAUGUACCCUCACGCAUCCUCCACAGCCUUUUACCAGGUGGAGGACCAAAGGAAACCCCUAGUCCUCGUGCAAAGGGACCCAGUAUUGUGGUAGGCAGCAAGCUAAGUUGCGAUACUUCACACGCUCGAUCGACUUUCAGCUGUGGGAAGGAUGUUUCCACAAAUGUUGCUAUUAACUCUUGUCCAUCUCUAGAUAAUCUGGCUGAUACUCAUAUCUCACUCAUCGGGCCUGCCAUUUUGGAAAAACUUAGUCAAAUUAGCCAGGUAUGUCAGUUCACUCAUUUCAUUUUUUUAAUCAGGAAAAAAUUAUCUAAAAUCCAUAAAUCUAAUUAA